This is a messenger RNA of Candidula unifasciata, 1227 nucleotides long. NCBI's taxonomy places the organism in Eukaryota, Metazoa, Mollusca, Gastropoda, Stylommatophora, Geomitridae. The record is from the annotation of a GenBank genome assembly.
AUGGACAAGUGGUGUGCUCUCCUUCCUUGUCAUUGGAGCAGGGACACGGUUCUCUUGCACUGGAGAAAGUUGUUGAGUGGUCUUGUGGCUGUCGUCAGUAUUGCCAUAAUUGGAACCAUGUGUUUCUGCACUGCGCCAUACAAGCGAGAAGCUUCAGCACCUUGCGAUGCUGCGAGCAGUGUGUCCCACGAGGUCCCAGACACAUGUCCUUGGCAGUUGGUCAUGUCUGACCUGGCUCACAGGCUUCGUUUGCUGGAAAUGGCUUUCAAAGAGCAAGUCGUUGCAAGAGAGGUAAUAGCGGCCGAGGUGACCAACCAGUCCUAUUCUAACCUGGAGCUGGAGCGGAAGCUGGACGACCUAAUGUCCGCUAUCAAACAGCUGUCCCACAGACUGGACAAAGUCAAGGAGCAGAUAUCUGAGGUCUCAUCCAGGCUCUAUUCUGAUGAAUGCCUGGGUUUCCUGGUCCUAAUGUUUGUUCUGGUACAAAUUAUCCUGGCCUUGAGAACGAGGCUACGUGAUAAGCAAGGCCAAGGGGUCAAAGCUCACUCAACUCAAACCCACAAUGGUUCUACAAUGAAUGCUUUAAGGUCUUUCUGUAAUAAUAGCAUAAAUGGAAUAUCCUGGCCGUCCAAGCAAAAUGUAAGCUUCAAACAAGACGCGUGUCUGGUCACGUUCAGCAAGAGAACCAAGGAGCAUAUAUCAGCACAGACAGACUGUCUACUGGCAUACGUCACAGAUGGGAUCAAAUUCCCCAUCAAACAAACCUUUCUGAUUGAUUCCCAAGACGCGCUGAAAGAGUGUCCUCGAGCUAAAGUCUAUCUGGUGUUUGUUGAUUGCCAAGCUUUGAAUGUAAAUGAUGCUGCUGUGGUUAGGGACGCUGCUGAUGCUAAUGCUGGCUCCUGUGGUGGUGGUGGUGAUACUGGCAGUAACGAUGCAGAAUCAAGGAAGGAGCAUGAACAGGAUUUUGAUUUCCAGAUGACGUCAUUAAGACUCCUUCAUUUAUCUGGUGCUCACGUAAUCCUGGUGCUGAUGAAUGAAUACGGUUCACAACAACUUGCUGACCAUGCCCUAUACAACCCCAACUUACCUCUCUUCCAGUCCUACGAUAUUCUACAAGAACUGGCCUCCAGUGGUCACGUACUCAGCAUAUGGAAGGAUUUCAGCCCACAUCAGCUCAGCUAUGUCAAAAAGAUUGGCCGUGCAGGUUUCAAUAUUAAGGGGAAAUGA